Leptopilina boulardi is the source of this 1434-nucleotide messenger RNA. Its product is annotated as probable serine hydrolase. The transcript has 2 exons. The record is from RefSeq and is a predicted model, not a curated record. NCBI's taxonomy places the organism in Eukaryota, Metazoa, Arthropoda, Insecta, Hymenoptera, Figitidae. The coding region runs from base 265 to 1239 and encodes 324 amino acids.
AUGUGAAGACGACUUCAAAUAGUCGUCAAAAAUUUAUUUUGAAAUUUUUCAAACAUUUUGUUUUCGUUUAAAUUAUAUUAUAUAAUAUUGAGUUAUAAAUUAAAUAACUCAGAAAUAAUGAUGCCAGUGUAAGAAAUGUAGGUUAUUGCGUCAUUGAGGCGAUAAUAUUUUUUUGAGUUCAUUUCGCAUGCUGUCAUUUGACGCACGUGACAUAACCUAUAAACUUAAUUUAGUUAUUUUUAAACAAACAAUAAAAUUUUCAAUAUGAUUUGUUCAAGAAUUAUUAGUAAAAGAAUUAGAAAUGCAAGUGUUAUUUUUAAAAGAGAUUUUCAACAAAAUAAAAUAGAAAUUACCAAGCCCGAAAUUACGGAAAUUCAAAUCAAAGUUCCAUGGGGUAUUGUUGCAGGCAAAUUGUGGAAUUCUUCACAGGAUCAACAGCCAAUUUUAGCGCUUCAUGGCUGGCAAGAUAAUGCAGGAUCAUUUGAUUUACUUGCUCCAUUAUUAAAAAAUCAUUCAAUAUUAGCGAUAGACAUGCCUGGUCAUGGAUUUUCAAGUUGGCUACCAAAAGGCAUACCCUAUGAAGAUACAACAACAAUUCUUCUAAUUCAAAGAUUAAAACGACAUUUUAAAUGGCAAAAAAUAAAAUUUCUCGGACAUUCAGCAGGUGCACUUGUGAGUUUUAUUUAUGCGUCACUUUAUCCUGAGGACACACAAUUUGUUAUUGCUCUCGAUAGUUUGCAAUAUAAACCAAUAAUUGAUGUUGCAAAACAUAAUUGUGAGUAUGCGAAAAAUAUUGAUAAAUUUGUUGAUUUAGAAAUGAAAAAUACAUCGAUACCAAGUUAUAAAGAAGAUGAAUUUAUAAAAAAAUGGAUAACGGGUACAAAUAAUUCUUUAAAUGAAACUACCGUCAAAAUUAUGAUGAUUCGUGGAGCGAAAAAAAUGAAAGAUAAAACAUUUAUUUUCAAUCGGGAUCCACGUGUGAAAUUAAACAUUCCAUUGAGAGUUAUUUAUACACGUAAAUAUUUAGAAAAAAUGUCGAGACUAAUUAAAUGUCCAUAUUUAGUUUUACGAAGUUUUACAACAUCUGACGAUGAAUUUUCAUCAAAUAUUAUUGAAAUAAUGAAAACAAAUUGUCAAGAAUUUUCAAUUGUUUCCAUGUUUGGAACUCAUCAUUUGCAUUUGACAAAUGCAAACAGUGUGGCUGAAACUUUAAAACCAUUUUUAGAAUCUCAUGGUUGAUUGUAAAAAUAUUUGUUAAAAUAGUAUAAUAAUAAUAAUAAUAAUAAUAAUAAUAAUAAUAAUAAUAAUUUAUAAUAAAAAUAAACAUUUUGAUAGGAAAAUAAUUUUUCUUUUUUUUUGAAAUAAAGUUGUAUUGAUUUAUAAACAUAAAAAUAAAUUUAAGAGUCCAAACAAAUUAAGACUCUCAAAACUUGA